AUGGUUUCUACGCGUCAGCAUCCCCAGGGCAAUUUCCCAGUGUCUGCGCCCUCGCCUGUGAAGAAAAGCUCUCGCACAUCCACCGCAUCGCCAGCACCCAGCUCACCAACCAUUGGUUUGUCGUCGUCUUCAGAAUCGCUUGCCAGACGCGCAGUCUCCAGCACGGCGACUGCGAUUUCUGAUACCGUAACUGUAGCCUCCAAAGCUGUCGAUGUUGCUGCUCCUCCCUCGUCAUCUGAGAUCGACGAGUCUGCAUGGUGCCACACUGCCUCCAACAUCACUAUCGUUUGGCUUACUGUUUCCAUCCCGCUAGUCAUUUGGGAUUCGCUGUACAUAUUCCUGCGCCCCCACACCAUGGCUGGCGGGAAGCUUCAAUGGCCGAUUUGGAAACCGUACGAAAUAUACGCAAAAAUUGAUCACGUGUAUGGGUGGCCAGGGUGGGAAAGUGGUGAUGGUUUUGGCGGCGCGCAGGCUGCACUCAAUGCCAUUGAGUGCAUUUUGUAUGGUCUGUACGUUAUGAUCAUCUACAACCACAGUCUUCCCGCGGCCGCCGGAACUGGGUUUCAGGCGGGCAAGGGUAUCGGCACGUGGCUUGCGGGUGGGAGGAAGGUGCGUGGUAAGACGGGUAACCGCGCGCUAAUUAUUGGAUUUGCAGCUGCCGUCAUGACCCUGAGCAAGACCGUGCUGUAUUACUUCAACGAGUAUUUCUCUGGCUUUCACAGUAUCGGACACAAUGACUGGCUGACCAUAUUUUUCUUUUACGUGAUCAUGAACGGACUAUGGUUCUGGCUAUCAGCGUACAUGACCGUCGUCUUCGGUUCUGAUAUCCUUCGGGCUCUCGACAUCGCAUCCGAAAGAACCUCUAGAAAGGAAAAUUAG
This is a messenger RNA of Dothidotthia symphoricarpi CBS 119687, 879 nucleotides long. RefSeq lists its product as uncharacterized. NCBI's taxonomy places the organism in Eukaryota, Fungi, Ascomycota, Dothideomycetes, Pleosporales, Dothidotthiaceae. The coding region runs from base 1 to 879 and encodes 292 amino acids. The record is from RefSeq and is a predicted model, not a curated record. The transcript has 3 exons.